ACUCAGGGCUGCAGUGUCAGUUGCAAAGCGUGUUAAAAUAUUAACACUAACACACACAGGUGGCUUUGCUUCCCUGAUCCUUUUAAUGGGAGACUGAUGAACAAUGAGAAUCCUGACCUGUAGCAUUGACCUACUCUCACUUUUCACCACGUGAUCACUUUUUUCACAGCGUUGUGUUAUUUUACUUUAGGCCAGCCAUCACUCUUAUUUAUUUAAUGUAGAACUGCAGUCAAAAGUGGUUACUUUUAUGCAUUUGCUACUUCUUGCUGAUUACAUAAUACAAAUGUUUUUUUUUUCUUUUUUGUGUGGGAGAGAAUUCAGUCUGUAUUAUACACUCACGUUACUAAAAAGGUGGAUUUGUUUCGUAAAGAAACGCUUUAUUUAUAAAAUACCAACUAACUGGGUACGUAAAAGUGAAACGCAAAAGCAUUAUGGGUAAUAAAGAUUAUUUAUUUUUUACCACGUUUCUCUUUGCGCAUGCGUAAAUGAACGCCUCUGCAAGUCUAUGCUCUGCACCGACGAUCAGACCUCGCGCUGUAUUUGCCAUGGCAACCGGGUCCUGACAGUUCAAACCUGAAUCUUACCGCAAUCCUUUAAAGUUUCCUGCUAUAAAAGGUAGCCUGGCCAAACUGUUUUCGUCAUGUAAAUGGAAAAAUAUGUCGAUUUUACACAGAGAAGUCAUUCUUAGUUUAUUUUAUAACGGAUUCGCUAGUUAACAUGGUGCCGACAACCUGUAAAGGUGGUGCGGAAACGAAGGCGUUCUUUCAGAUUGAGGACAAAGGAGGCGCUCAGGUGGAUGAAGAAAGACUGCAAGAGUUCGAUGUCCAGAAGUGGGCCGACGGAUCCAAAUAUGAGGGGCACUUUGUGAACGGCCUAAAGCACGGCAAGGGCAAGUACAUGUGGGGAAAUGGAGAGUAUUAUGAAGGACUUUUCUACAAAGACUACAGGCAUGGGAGUGGGCAGUACUGUUGGCCCACAGGUCACAAGUUCACGGGCAAGUUCUACCUUAACAGAAGAGAAGGCUAUGCUGUACAGGUGUUUCCUGAUGGGGCCACUUUUCAGGGUUUGUACCACACCGACCAGAGGUUUGGUCCUGGCGUCCUCACAUAUCCAGAUGGACAACAGGACGUGGGUCUGUGGCUCGGAAAGCAGCUGUUCAGAUUCUGCACCUCGGUGGGGAAUGUGUUUAGUCUGAGUGACUUCCCUGAACACGCGGCUUAUAUGGAUCCAGCCAUCAUCAACGCAGGUUACCACACCAAAGUAUGUUUAGACCAAUACUCUAAAAUCGUUUCCAGUGGUUUGUACCACACCGACCAGAGGUUUGGUCCUGGCGUCCUCACAUAUCCAGAUGGACAACAGGACGUGGGUCUGUGGCUCGGAAAGCAGCUGUUCAGAUUCUGCACCUCGGUGGGGAGUGUGUUUAGUCUGAGCGACUUCCCUGAACACGCGGCUUAUAUGGAUCCAGCCAUCAUCAAUGCAGGUUACCACACCAAGCCUCCCUUUUGUGAUUAUCAGACUAAAGCUAAAACAGACAUAAAGGCGGUUAUCCAUGAGGAUCUUUUUUCUGAUGAAAGCUUCAUUCUUCCCCCUGGCAUUGAGUGUUACUUCAUUGACGAGGACCUCUUGCCCCUCCCUCCAUGUCAAAGAAGAGAACUGGACCAACACUUCUUUGGAGAGCUGUGGGAAUCUGAAGCUCAUCCAGACCAAAGUUACGAGAGGGAUUCGCUGUCUCCUCUGUCUCUACAGGCUCGCAUGAUAGCUCACACACACAAACACAGGCUGCAGGCGGAAACAGUGGGCUGGGAUGUGGCAGCUGUUCUCUCUUUGAACAGAGAAGGCUUUGGACCUCGAGGGCCUUUGGAAGUCAGCUCAGAGCUCAUGAUCCAGCAAAGCUUCCGAGGAGAACUCCAGGCUGUGCUACAGCUCCUGCAGACGGGUUCGGUCCAUCCGGAUGUGACAGAUUCAAAGGGACAAACGGCACUGAUCGCUGCCACCGUAAAUUGUCAAGACGAUGUGAUCCAUUUGUUGCUGGAUAAAGGUGCUGAUAUUGAUAAACUGAAUGAUGAGGGAAUGUCUGCUCUGGCUGUGUGCCUCCUUCUCUACUACCCCUAUCGGUGUUUGUACACAGCUUUGGCUGAACCACGCACCAAAACUCCAGUUUUAAAGCCGUCAUCUUCAUGUGGAAACACUUCCCGAAACCACAACCCUUCCACACCUGCUGUUAACAGCAGACCCCUGACCCCUGGGACACCUGAGGGAGACGCUUCCAGUUUAAUCCACUUGGCUGACCAGACAUCCGAUGAGCAAACUGAGCAUGUGUCAUGUACCCGUCCAAUCAGCAAUGAGCGCUUGAUUCCUUUUCACGAGACCUGUGAUAACCCUGAACAGCCUCAGGGGGAGGACAGAAAAGAGAGCAACGGAUGGGAUGAGCACUGUGGAGACUCAGAAAAAGUGGAGGAAGAAGGUGACGGGACGACUGAAGAGGGGGAGAAGAAAGCAGAAAAAAGACAAAUAGAAACCAACUGUGAUCCAGACAGGGAUUUAACAGGUGUGGAAGAUUACAAAGAGGCUGAAUAUUCAGACGAGGAGGAUAACAGAGAGAAUGAGAUGACAAAAGACGAGGAGAUGAAGAUUGAAGAAGAGUGCUCAAAGAAAAAAACUAGUGGAGGUGUGGAAAUGGUGGAGAAACCCAUUGAAGUUAUGGAUGGUCACAUAUUGCUGGGACAAGUGUGGUGGAACACUUCAGUUAAGAAAGAAGAUGAAGAGUUGACCACAGCCGAGACCUUUGGCUCCAACUCUUCAGUCAGCAGCCAUGAAAUUGAUGUGACAGAAGAAAUGAUGCAGCUCUCAGCAGAAGCACUGAGUCGCUCAGGAGUUCCUCACCACGACUCAGAGGAGACCGUACGGAAAAUGGCAGCCAUGAAAGUAGAACAUCGCAGACGUUUGAAAACCCUCAACCUGUUGCUGCAAAGAGGAGCCGACCCCAACAGGGCCAGGGUACCAAUGCCUGUCAUCUUUUUAGCCGUGAUGGCAGCCGACUCUGAGGUUGUCAGGACUUUGAUUUUGUCUGGAGCUCGUUGUGACACUCCCCUUCCAAAAGCAAAGAAAGGCCUUUAUCCACUACACAUUGCUGCAGCACUUCCAGGACCUGCAGGUCCCAGAAUCACAGAGAUGCUCCUGCACACUAUUGUUGACCCAGAUGCUCGAGCAUGUGACCAGGAUGAUGUCUUUGAACCAGACGAGAUUGCAAUGAAAACUAACCCAGCUUUGAGAACCACUGAGAGUCCAUGUGGGAAAGAGGGCGGGCGGACUGCACUGCACAUCGCCUGUCAGAGAGAAAGUGACCAUGAGAAUGCCAGUGAGGUGGUGGCCCUCCUGCUCUCCCACAGAGCGAGCACAGACCUGCUCUGGAGAGGACACUCGCCACUCUCCCUGGCUAUAGCAAGUGGAAAUGACCUGGCCGUGGAGGAGUUGUUGAAGGGAGGCGCAGAUCCAAACUUACCCCUGGGCCCUGGGGUGGGGAGUGCCCUCUGUGCCCUCGCAAACAUCAACUACCCUAUAGAUGAAAACAGAGUUGACAUGGGCCGACAUGUUGAUGCCAGUGGCAGUGGGCGGGGCAGUAGGAACUGCCGUUGACUAUGCAUACUCCUCCUUCAAUCAGGACACGUAUAUUGCAAGGACUCCGUUCCAUGCUCUAAACAUUCAAGAGAGGAAAAUUCUUAAAGCACGGCAGCAGCUGCUGAGCAUGAUGGUUGAUCUGCUUAGGACAGCAGUUUACCAGAAAGAGAAAGACAAUUUAGAGAGACAAAGACAGCUCGUUUUAAAAAGUGCAGAAACUGUUCCUUCAAAUGUGCUACUUUCCAACAGUGAAGAAAAAAACAGAGAACCUGCGUUUAAGUUCUGUUAUCAGUGUGGUCGGUCCUUGUCAGUGAAGCUAAUAGCAUGUAGCCACUGUCACCGAGUUUUCUACUGCUCCCGGAGCUGCAAACUCAAAGCGUGGGACGAAAGACACAAACUUGAGUGCAUGUCUGGGCCAGAAGCUGUUAAAUCUACCCAAAAGGCGACAGCAUUGCAUAAAAAUCAGAAACCGGUGACAGCUUUUGCCAAAACCAUCUCACCCAAGGUGAACAUCACAGUCAAAGCUCAAAGAGGACCCGAGCCGUUUCAAAUGGUAGAGAAUCGGGUUCUUGAGAACCAAGUCAGCCUGACAGAAAACUACAGCAGCAAUUGAUGAGACAGUAACCUUUUGAAGAAAGUAUUUACUUGAGCUUUGUACUUAUGUGCUGUAUAUUUUUUAGAUAUUUUAGAUAAUCUGUUGUGUCAUAAUUUUUUUUAUUUUUUCAUUCAUUUUUACUUUUACAAUGAAAAACAAUCUAUAGUGAACUGGUCCUAAACAGAAUGUCAGGAAUGUGAUAGCUGUGAGUCAAAUCUCACAUAAAGUAUCAGAACUUUUGCCAUACAGUUUACUGCUUAGAUUUGCCACUUUGUUAUUGCAGAAAGUAGAACAACAUCCUGUUGUACCUGAAUUUCUGGAAUAUAUAUGAGAAUAGGCUUUUUUUCUCUGAAUGAAUGUGAGGAUUUGUGCUUUUUUAUGUUUGACUUUUCAUGGUUUGUAUUAUACUUUAUGUUCAAGUUA
Messenger RNA from Oryzias melastigma (Indian medaka), 4636 nucleotides. It is a transcript of the gene ankmy1, whose product is annotated as ankyrin repeat and MYND domain containing 1. Lineage: Eukaryota; Metazoa; Chordata; Actinopteri; Beloniformes; Adrianichthyidae. The record is from RefSeq and is a predicted model, not a curated record. Gene Ontology annotation, molecular function: protein binding.